This is a messenger RNA of Closterium sp. NIES-67, 500 nucleotides long. NCBI's taxonomy places the organism in Eukaryota, Viridiplantae, Streptophyta, Zygnematophyceae, Desmidiales, Closteriaceae. The record is from the annotation of a GenBank genome assembly.
GGGAGUGGCUCUGGACACCAAUCCCCGUGCACUCAGCGGUGGCAACCAGCGGCGGCUGGCUCUCGCGAUUCAGCUCGUUCGCAUGCCAGAACUGCUGCUGCUCGACGAACCUCUUGCUGGACUUGACUGGAGGGCAAGGGCGGACGUGGUGAGGCUGCUGGCAGCACUCAAGAGGGAACGGACCAUUCUAGUUGUCAGCCAUGACCUCAGGGAGUUGUCCCCCUUAGUGGAUCGGUCGUGGCGCAUGCAGAUGGGGGGAAGGUUGAGGGAGGAACCACUGCCAGCUGCAGUGUCAGAUGAUGAGGGUGACAUCAAUUUUCCUUGGCGUGCGUGAAGGAUAAGGACGUGUUCCGAUGAAGUUUGGGAGUUGUCACCUCCUCAUUAUGUGUUCAUUAUUUGGGCCAGCUAAGUGUUCUGAAAAAUGUAAUGCACAUUUAGUUGACUUGGCAUAUCAUGUAAUGUUAGAUCCUUUCAAUGUGAAAUACAAGAAUGCAAAUUUA